Messenger RNA from Cottoperca gobio, 2010 nucleotides. It is a transcript of the gene bri3, whose product is annotated as brain protein I3. The record is from RefSeq and is a predicted model, not a curated record. NCBI's taxonomy places the organism in Eukaryota, Metazoa, Chordata, Actinopteri, Perciformes, Bovichtidae. The coding region runs from base 434 to 820 and encodes 128 amino acids. The transcript is spliced from 3 exons.
CUCAUCACAUGAUUCUUCUCUUGUGACAAUCCAGACAGAAAGGAAAAGCCUUUCUGAGUUCCAGCUGUGUUAAACGGCGCUGUGAUGACAGAUUCCUGUUGUUUUGGUACCAAAGGACCAACUGCGAGGAGGGAAAUGGAGUUAAGUUAACCAUUACCAGACCAUUCCUGCCAUUUAAGUGGACAUUUGGUAAAUAUUUGGGGUUGUUGCGCCAUCGGGGACAAAGUUGGCGCAUGGAGAGGGAAGAAGUUUCAUUUUUGCGCAGCGUCUUUUCCUUGUUUUUGUCGCAACUACGUGUCAACCAACGUCUCACAGCUUUUCGGACAAUAAAAGCGAAGUAACCGGAGUUCCGUUUUGGCCAUUUCUGUUGCUGGAGAUUUAAGUUAAGGACAGAGAGAACGAGACAACUUGAGGACGCAUCACGUUGGGUGAGAUGGUGGACAGCAAACCUCUUCUUCAGGACAGACCUCCCGCCUACCACGCCGUCCCAGGGACUUAUGAGUACGGCCCGCCGCAGCACAGCUAUGGGGCCAUUCCCGCGCCGGCCCCGCCGCCCUACCAGUACCCGCACGGUCAAGGAUACCCAGCAGCUCAAAUGGGCCCUGCCAUAGCCCAGCAGCCCUACCCUGGGACGUACACCAUCAUACAACCGUCUGUAGUGGUGGUGGGAGGCUGCCCUGCCUGCAGAGUUGGUGUCCUGGAGGAUGACUUCACUUGCCUGGGGAUCAUGUGUGCCAUCUUCUUCUUCCCCCUGGGUCUCCUCUUCUGCUUCGCACUGCGUCAGAGAAGGUGUCCCAACUGUGGCGCCACCUUUGGCUAGCGGGACCAAACCACGUGGACCUGCUCGUGCGCCCAUACAUACGACACACACGUGAUCCAGCAUUUCUGUGUCUGUGACUUUCUUUUCUUCAUAUGGCAUAUUUGCUGUUUUGUUCUGUACAAGAAAUGAUCAAGAAGAUAUUACCAUGACUUAUGUUUUAUUACAGGCACAUGUAGAAAUCUAUUUUCAUGUAGUUGAGGAUAUAUUCUAGCAUAUGUAAGUGUCCAGCUGUUGUCAGUGCCUUCACUACAUGCUGAGUGAUCAUCAGAGAUUCCACCAGUCAUGAUUUCUCCUGUAGAUUUAGCUCAGUUAUCCAAGGAUCUGAGCAGAUUCCUUUGUUUAUUCAAGAAAAAACAUUAACUGAGACACUUGUGCUUGAGUUUUUUCUUUUGCUGGCACACUGCAUACACAUGUGCUUUGUAACAUUGUACUCAACACAGCAUCCAUGUAGAUCACUGAUGUAUCAGCUUUUUCCAGAAAUGUAAAUGAAAUGUUUGUUUUUGGCUCAGUGUGUCACAGGGAAUAACACAAAUAUCUUUACAAAAAAACUUGUAAAGAUCCUUCGACGUGAACUGUCCCGGCUGAAACAAUGGACUUGUCUCAGACAGAAAGCCUGCACCAUUUUGUCUUUUUAGUUGAUAUUAUUUCUUGGGGCCAUAUUUGCACUGACUGUUUUUUUGAUGAUUAUUCUGCUGGGUUGGGCUUUUCCAGGGCCAAUGCAGACCUCAGGUACAUACAAUCUGAAACGCCCUCGACUUUACAACCUCAAUCACUGUUUGACUUUUACCUACUUUAAAAGGACUCUUUUGUCAAAGACUUCUCCUUUAAUAUGCAGAGUUUCAUUCAAGGAAGCAUGCUGAGAGUAAUAGCUGAAGACUUCUCUCAAUGUGUAUAAUCUCUGGAUUUUUAUCUUAGUACUCUGUGACAAGUCACCCUGCCCCAUUCCUCCCAACCAGACAAUCAAUCGAGACUGUCCCUGUAUCUGCAGUAUGUCCAUGUCUACGUCUUCCAUCGCAGCAAGAUGUUAUAUAACUCUCCAUGGCAGAAGAAAAAGAGAUAGAACUAGGUGGGAGUGAUUUAAAAUAAAUCAUCUUGCUUUAGAAAACAUACUACGCACGCUCUUAUGAUUGAGGUUCUUACUUUUUAUAUAUGAGUUACUGUAAUUAAAAAAAUGAAUGCUACAUGUCUGA